CUCUCUCUCUCUCUCUCUCUCUCUGUCUCUCUCUCUCCCAUUAGUAUCUGUCUGUACGCAGGUGUGUGAGCGGCAGGGGGGUGUGCCGAGCGCCAAACCCAAACUUUCUUACGCACCGCGCUGCCGCCUCACUCUCACCUUUCCCCUCGGCGGAUAUUUACACCUGAGCAUCAGCGGCUGCAGCAUUUUCUCCAGUGAUUACAGUGGAUUAACAUAUCCCUCGGGAGCCAUGCUCUCACAUUCUCGGUUCAUCUUGGGUCGCACCGCCGAGUCCUUGCAGGGAACCGAUCCGACUUGGAUGGCCUCCAUUCCCGUUUCCGCAUUCCCGCAGCCGCCGUGCGCACUGCAGGCGCGGAGCUAAGAUCAGUGAUCUCAACAGAAAAAACCGGUUCCUCCGGCUAAUCUACCCAACUAUUGCUGGUGGUGCAGAAUGUUUCUAGCCAGAGGAAGAGAGGGGAACCGGAGGACUGAGCGGCUGGUGACUGUCGGCUGGAAAAGGCCGUUUUCAGCGGACUGAUAAAGCCUGAAGCGCGUCUCGUUGAUCGGUGUCAUAAUAAAGCCUGGAAUAAACCCACCGGGCUCCUUCAUGUCCCGGGAUGGAGAGUUGCUGCCGUUCAUGUAUGCCGUGUUUAAGCCGGCUGUGGAACUGGAUAUGGCCCGACUUCCGCUACCCAAACGUCCCCAACCACAACCAUGUAAUCGCCAACCCGGCGGCGCAUGCGGCGGAGAUCCGCACCGUGUCCGGCGAAAUCCGCGUCCCGUCGCCCAAGAAGCGGCCGGUGCAGCUGUACGCGGCGCUCUUCGACUUCGUGGCCCGCAGCGACGACGAGCUGACGGUGAAGGAGGGGGACAAGCUGUCGGUGAUCGAGAAGCGGGGGGAGUACGUGCUGGCCAAGAAGCUGACCGGGUCUUUGGAGUCCGGACUGAUCCCGGCGAACUACGUGGCUCUGCUGCAGGACGAGUUCGCCAAACACAAGUGGUACUAUGGCAACAUAAACCGAGUGAAAGCUGAAAAGCUGCUUCUGGCUUCCCAAAACAAAGAUGGCUCCUUCCUGGUUCGCAUCAGUGAGAGUCACAGCGAUGAGUACACAAUCUCCGCCCGCAGUGAGGGGAAAGUGUACCACUUCAGGAUCCAGCGCUCCACCAUCGGUGCGUACUUCGUCUCAGAUAAGAUCUCCUUCGCCACGCUGGGAGAGCUCAUCUCCUACUACCAGAAAACCCCCCGCAGCCUGGGGGUGCUGCUGGAGGAGCCCUGCGCCCAGCAGCGGGAACUGUUCGACAUGGAGCCGUGGGAGAGACCUCGAGAGGAGUUCAAGCUCCACAAGAAGCUGGGAGAGGGACACUUCGGAGAGGUGUGGGAGGCUCUGUGGACCACAGAGAACAAGAGGGUAGCCAUAAAGAUGCUGAAACAAGAGGACACAAAGCAGGACGAGUUUGUGAAGGAGGUUCAGGCGCUGAAGAGCCUCCAUCACCCGAAACUGAUCCAGCUGUUGGCCAUGUGCUCCAGAGGAGAGCCGGUCUACAUCGUGACUGAACUCAUGAGCAAAGGAAGCCUCAAGUCCUACCUCGCCUCUGCUGAAGGCCAGGUGCUGACAUCAGCUCACCUGAUCUACAUGGGCAGUCAGAUUGCGGAGGGCAUGGCCUACCUGGAGGACAGGAACAUCGUCCACAGAGACCUGGCUGCCAGGAACAUCCUGGUGGGAGACGAUCUGGUCUGCAAGGUGGCCGACUUUGGACUGGCUCGUAUUAUUAAGGACAGUGUUUAUACAGCUAGUCGAAACACAAAGAUCCCAGUGCGGUGGACGGCACCUGAGGCGGCGAUCUACCAGAGGUUCUCUGUGAAAUCAGAUGUUUGGUCGUUUGGCGUGCUGCUGUAUGAGAUGAUGUCACGUGGCAAAAUGCCUUAUGAAGGAAAAAGCAACAAGGAGGUGUUGGAUCUGCUGUCAUCAGGGUUUCGGCUGCCCUGUCCAACCCGCUGUCCUCAGAACAUUUACCGUAUCAUGAUGGACUGCUGGGCGGCUGAGCCCUCCAAGAGACCGUCCUUCCACGCCCUGCACAGCCAGUUGGAUUCAAUCUAUGCCAGGAUAUAUUUCAAGACCAUAGAGGUAUAGAAAGAGGGAGACACUUAGAGGUUAUGAAUGGUGCAAGAUCAGAUCCUCUGCAACUGGUCUUUGACGGACGGAUGGGACUACAAAAAUGAAGGAGGACGGAAAGGGGAAAGAGAAAUAUCCAGGAAUAUUCUCCUCCCCUGUGCAAUACACUUCCACAAGAGGGUACAUGUACUUUAAAAACACCAAGGUGUGAAAGGACAGAGGGACAAAGAGCAUCUGAAAUGGAAAUACACAAGAUCGAGAGGUGAUGGAGAAGAUGAUCGCCAAAUCAAAUAAGAAAGAGAACUGAGCAGGAAAAUGAGGAGUACUCAGUUCUUUUUAGGCUAAAAGACGAGAAUGACUGAAAACAGCCUGAGAAAGGUGUGUAAAUACACUCCUUAACACUAAAACCCUCAGCACAUUCACAGCACCAACUGUUUUUAAUUUUAUACCCCUCUGUGUUUUAUAAAUAAUAUUUUGUUACUUAUGUAUGUGCCAUGUCUAUGUAUGCACACUUUGUAAUGUUCUGAAAUCACAGGUCAGGGCUUAUCUAAUCACCUGUCUUGAUUUUGCAAAGCCAGAGCUAAAAUUGAGGUUAUGUGCAAUAAUGAAAUGUUUUCAGCCAUGCUAGGGGCCUGAUGCUGGGGAUGCUGAUGUCAGUCGGUCUGUAGGUCAAACAUUUAGAGAAAGAUCUUGUGAUUGAUUGGAUGGAUUGCCAUGAUGUUUGGUACAGAGCUUCAUGAUCCCCAAAGGGUGAAUCUAACAACUUUUGGGAUCCUGUUACUUUUGCAUCUAGCACCAACAUCAGAGUUUCCUCUUGCCCAUUUUAGUUUUUGAGGUGCAGUGUCUUAUUAUGACCUUCAGCUUUAACUGGACUGAGGUCAAAGGAAAGGUACAACUUCACAGCCGGUAUGGACAGGAGGAAUGAAUGCAGCCACCAAUAACUUCCUUUAAAAGAAUAUUUUCAGUUAUAUGCUUUUUCAAGCUCUUGCUGAAAGUUAGAUGAGAAGUUUGAUACUAGGGCUGCACAAUUAAUCAAAAUAUAAUCAAUAUCGCAAUAUGGACGGAUGCAAUAACCAAAUCACAGGAGCUUGAAUUUCUUUAAUUAAGGUAAAAUGUGUCAAGUUGUUGUGCACUGUUAGCACCAUAAGCGUUGUGACGCUACAGAGAGUUUACAAAGCUCCCCAGCUUACAAAACGUGUUCUCCAGACGUUUGUUUGGUACAAGAACCAACAAAAAACACAUCAUGUAAAAAUAGCCAUUCCAACUGAAAUCCUAAUCACAAUAUCUGCAAAGAUAAUUGCAAUAUGAUUUGAAUAUCGUGCAGCCCUACUUGAUACCACCCUUAUGUCUCUACGUUAACUAGGGAACCAGAGCCAGGAUCCUAUUAGCCUAGCAAAGAGGAAGGAGCUAGCCUGGUUCUGUCACCUGUAAAGCCAAUUAAUUGUUUUAUCGAAUUUGCUUAACAUAUAAUCAAACAGAAAUAUAAAUACAACAAUUUCACAGGUAAUUAAGUACUUUGACUAUUUCUUGGUGACCGGCAGCUGUGCGCUUCUGACUGGAGUCUCUCUUUAUUUCACGUACAGACAUGAGAGUGAUAUCAAUAACUCCUGGUAAGAGAGUGGACAAGAAUGUUUCCCGAAAUGAAAACAAACUGUUGCUUUAAUGCCAACAAGCACGCUAACUAGCACACAUGCUAAUGUUAGCAGCUUAGCAAUGUACAACACGGAAAAAGUAAAAAUACAUAGCCCGUCUUGCAUGUUAACACUGAGCAAAUACAGUAACUAAUGUGGAGAAUCUUAACCCUAACCCCAAUCCCUGUUCUGAUUUAUGUGAAAAAUUACUGUAGCACCCCCCUCAGGACAAACUUUUGUCCCACUACUUUUUUCUGUAUUUUUCAUCCAUCCACCAGUUCUGUCUCCUGGCUUCAUGGGGCCCCUAGCGUGGCUAUUCACUGUUCGUCCUGUUAUUAACCACAAGCAUUAAGUAUUUUGCUCAGCCCACCUUCUGUUACAGGGAUUUGAGAAGGUUUUGGCAACAUUUUACAUAUCCAAUAUAUCUGGAUACCAGUGUCUGUAGAAUAGUAUGGAAAUUGUUUUUAUCCUCCUGUGAUACAUUUAACUGUGGUUGCCAGUGCUUGAGAAGCCAGUGGGCCAUGGUGCCAUGUGUGCAGGUCUUAAGUUAUUAAAGCUCUUCUGCAGGCCCACAGUAAAGGCCAGUUACAACUAGAGUGCUAAUGUUUACACUACAGACUCUGUACACACACUAAACUACAAAAUAUGGACAGUAAAAACUACAAAAAUGAACAAGAAGGCAAAAAAAAAAAAAGAAAAAAGAAGACCUGCACAGUGAAUCAGCCAUAUCCAGAGGACUCUGAGGGGGUGGGGAGUGGGAUGUCUGCACCACAAAAUUGUACAACAAUGUUGCAAUGCCAUGCAAUGCAAUUUAAGAACAAUGCAACUUUGGUCUUUUAUGCAUGAAAUUUAAAGAAGACAAAGCCAAGUUCAGGAAACUUGAGCCAUAAUCACAAAAUCACAAGAUUGAGUUUUGUGUUUUGGCUGUGUGCCAUCAGGUACCAAACACCAGUUGUGCAAAGAAUAAAGUAUUUUAAGUAUUGUUUUGAAA
Molecule: messenger RNA, 4715 nt
Organism: Seriola aureovittata
Lineage: Eukaryota; Metazoa; Chordata; Actinopteri; Carangiformes; Carangidae
Gene: srms
Product: src-related kinase lacking C-terminal regulatory tyrosine and N-terminal myristylation sites
Exons: 8
Coding region: 597-2111 (504 amino acids)
Biological process (GO): innate immune response; cell surface receptor protein tyrosine kinase signaling pathway; cell differentiation
Cellular component (GO): extrinsic component of cytoplasmic side of plasma membrane
Molecular function (GO): non-membrane spanning protein tyrosine kinase activity; signaling receptor binding; ATP binding
Source: RefSeq, a predicted model, not a curated record